Molecule: messenger RNA, 1300 nt
Organism: Aspergillus heteromorphus CBS 117.55
Lineage: Eukaryota; Fungi; Ascomycota; Eurotiomycetes; Eurotiales; Aspergillaceae
Product: DUF5315 domain-containing protein
Exons: 1
Coding region: 121-900 (259 amino acids)
Source: RefSeq, a predicted model, not a curated record
GCUGCGCAGCCUACCACGGCCCAUCGUGGCCAGCAUCCCCUAUCCAAUCCCGCAUUAGCGCUAUCGCCUCACUCGGCCCAAUCCCUAGCUAGCUAGCAUUUAUCGAUUAAUUUGCUCGCCAUGGCGUCCACCCUUCGAAUGGAUCCCAAGAUGGAUCCCAAGAUGGACACCCGCAAGAUCAGCUCCCAGCGCCUUCCCCCACCCGUCCUCUUCCAAGGCCCGCCGUCGCAUAAUGCGUCGAAUAUCUCCCUGCCUCCGCCUGUGUCUGCAGGAAGCCCUACACCGGCAGGGAGCCAGGCGCCGCCUCUCCAGCGCGUGCGCCCGACUCGGCCUCCCGGCUCCCUCGAGGCCCCCUUUCUCUCCCGCAAACAGUCCAAGGGCGAGGUGGACGGCUCCGACGCGAUAUGGCAGGAGAUGCAGAGUGCGCUGUCCGAGGUCGAAUUGAGUGCCACCACGGGCGAGCACGUCUUCGGGGAGAAGCACUCCGAGGCGCUGGAGGACCUUCGAAUCAAGCAGCUCAAGCUCGCGCAGGCGUGGGCUCGCAGCGAGGCCGACGACGAGGUCGUGGAAGGCAAAGGGGCCGCCGUCACCAAGGGCAAUGGUUCCCUGAGACCCGGGUCGCGGAGUACGGCGGGGCAUGGAGAGGCGGGGAAUAUCGAGGACGACUCGUCGUCUCGCAACUUGGAUCAGGAGACGGAAAAGGAUAUCCUCCUGGCUCGGGAGAGACGCGAGGCGAAUGACAGGUACUUUGACCGUGUCAACAACGGCGUCUUGGAUGUUGUGGCCAAAUUGGAGGAAGUGGCCCAGGCCAUGCGCGCCGUCGAGAGAGAGAGUAAAGAUAUCUGGAGCGACACAGAUACCAUGAGCACGACGACCCAGUCGACGACUGAUACCGGGUGAGCCUGAAAAGCAUGUCCUGCCGUGCAUGAUCCAUGCACAGGUGCGACUUGACUCCUCUUCAUAGCGCGUGAUGCGGUCACCGACUCUGCGUGGUAUCGGUCAGUCCGCAUGGCAACUCCGAGAAGUGCACAUGCAUAUCACCAGCGCAAGUCUUUUGUCUCCACACGGGUCGGCUCCUGCUACGGGUUUAUCGCUCAAGGCAAGCUUCUCGGGUCUGCAAUACUCCAGGCCAUUGCCCCGUCGUGCAAAGGCAAUUCCAACCACCCAUUCAAGUCCAUAUGGCAACUACCCAUCAUGACCUGAAAAUGACCCUCAAGAAAGUAAAACCGCAGCCAGAAAGGAAAGCCAAUGGUAGCAUUAACCGCUAGUCAACAAUCAAAUAAAAUCAAGGGUAUCUGAG